This is a messenger RNA of Sarcophilus harrisii (Tasmanian devil), 475 nucleotides long. It is a transcript of the gene SMIM22, whose product is annotated as small integral membrane protein 22. Bases 84 to 359 code for a protein of 91 amino acids. The transcript has 4 exons. NCBI's taxonomy places the organism in Eukaryota, Metazoa, Chordata, Mammalia, Dasyuromorphia, Dasyuridae. The record is from RefSeq and is a predicted model, not a curated record. Gene Ontology annotation, biological process: regulation of cell population proliferation.
GCUGGGAGGCCACAGGUGCAGCCAGACUAGGAAGCAGGAAGCCCGAGGUGCUGUCUCCCCCAGCCAGGACAGUCCUCUCUAAGAUGAUAGGUGCCCAAGGACUUGCAGGGAUGGCCCUGUCCGCCAGGGAUGUGGAGAGUGAGCUGCAGGAGACGGUACAGCAACUGCUCGGCAGGCUGAAAAGCCACAAUCUGUUUCAGUCCGGAUGGGACAUUGCAGCCUUCACGGUCUUCUUCACCUUCAUCGGAACAGUCCUGGUGCUGAUGCUCCUUGUCCUUCUGCACUGCUGCUGUUGCAACUCCUCCAGCCCCCCAAAGAGAAGACCCAAGGGAGUGGACAACUUGGCCUUGGAGCCAUAGUUCAGUGCCACUCACCAGACAGCCUUGGAUUCGGACUGCUUGAAAUCAAGACCAGCACCAGCUCUUCCAUAGCCCAUACAUUGAAGCAACAUUAAAAAUCAUAUUGUAUCUCCCCA